CGUGAAACUACGUCUCGUCGGGCCGUUCGUGCCACCCAUGUGCAGACCACUGCUCCCACACACUCAAUCGAGUCCUAGGGACCACUGUUAUUGGCAGACGUAGAUAGGAGCAUCUCACGGACGUCCGAAGGCUACUGGCGGCAUAAGGGAAGCAGCAUAGGCAUUUUGCGACCUUUCAUCGUCUACCAGUACUAUCACCAUGUCCCAUUCUCUGCUCCUCGAGAAUAUGUUCCGCCUCUCAGGCCGAGUAGCCCUUGUAACAGGCGGCGGCACGGGUAUCGGCUGGAUGAUCGCGGAAGGUCUCGCUGUGAACGGUGCGAAGGUGUAUAUCACUGGACGUCGCAAGGAUGUACUGGAGAACGCGGCCAAGAAGUUCGCAGAUCAGAACAAGGGCAAAGGUUCGGUUGUGCCUCUGGUGAUGGAUGUAACAGACAAGGCUAGUAUCGCUGCUGGCCAGAAGGUUGUCCAAGCGAAUGAAGGCAAACUCCAUAUACUCGUGAACAAUGCAGGCAUCAGUGGACCCUUGACGCCCUGGUUCAACGAUACCUCUGCCCCACAGCACAAAGACCCCGAGACCCUAGGGCAAGCAUUCUUCGACAGCGCGUCCUACGAUGACUGGUCAUACGUUUUCGGCGUGAACACGUUCUCCGUCCACUUCCUGACGACCGCGUUCCUCGGCUUGUUAGCCAAAGGCAGCGAGGAUGAGGAACUGUACACAUCCAGUGUCAUAAACAUCACGAGUCUCAGCGGGAGCAACAAGCUCGCACAGAACCAGUUCGCCUAUAAUGCAACCAAGGCGGCCGCCACACACCUCACCAAGAUGUUUGCGACGGAGCUCGCACUGAAGAAGAUACCCGUCCGCGUGAACAGCGUCGCACCCGGCGUAUACGAAUCCGAAAUGACAUACCCGCAUAUUCCCCCGGAAGACGUGGACAAGAUCGGCAAGUCCAUCGUACCCAUCCCCGCGCGUCGGGCUGGAAGACCGGAAGAAGUGGCUGGGACGGUCAUCUACUUGGUGUCUCCCGCAGGAUGUUACACGAAUGGCCAGGAAAUCAUCGUUGAUGGAGGAUACACUGCUGUGAACCCAGCUGUGUGACGCCGGUGAAAUGAGCGCUAUAGCCUUGUUGUAGGAUACGGCAAGUGGUGGUGUAUACGCACGAACGAACGUAUCACAAUUGCAUUCGGCCCUCAAGGCCUCAAAGUCUCAGGGCUUUGACUAAGUCUGUUGCAGAACGCAACCUAGACAC
This is a messenger RNA of Fomitopsis serialis, 1247 nucleotides long. RefSeq names its product NAD(P)-binding protein. The transcript has 6 exons. Gene Ontology annotation, molecular function: oxidoreductase activity. Bases 200 to 1096 code for a protein of 298 amino acids. Lineage: Eukaryota; Fungi; Basidiomycota; Agaricomycetes; Polyporales; Fomitopsidaceae. The record is from RefSeq and is a predicted model, not a curated record.